This is a messenger RNA of Ixodes scapularis (black-legged tick), 5126 nucleotides long. Its product is annotated as transmembrane protein 42. The coding region runs from base 360 to 839 and encodes 159 amino acids. The transcript is spliced from 3 exons. The record is from RefSeq and is a predicted model, not a curated record. NCBI's taxonomy places the organism in Eukaryota, Metazoa, Arthropoda, Arachnida, Ixodida, Ixodidae.
GCUGUCGUAGGAGUUGGUCGUGGCGAGCGUUUACCAUGCGAAAUAAAUCGCUUUUUUAGCAUAAUAUUCAGCAUAUGUGCGUGAAUGCACAUAUAUACAAGGUAAUCAAGAGGAUUGUGCUAGUAGCGCGGUGCACACUGCACAGUGGUUCGGUGUACAUCAGGGGGUGUAGUGUACCGUUGGGGUCGUUGGAGUGCUCAGGGUGUACUUACCUACGCGAUCUGCACAAUCUGCUUGGAUCGUACUGCGCCACUCACAAACUAAUGAGUCGAGAAAUCGAACGCGCCUUGUGUUUAUCGGCGCUACCAACAGCUGUUUCUCUACGGAGGAAGCGAUGAUUGACAGUUAGCGAGUCUACAAUGAAGGGGAUGACAUUUUCCCUUCUUUCCGGUCUUCUUGCCGCACUCGCUUCACUAUGCGGCAAGUUUUCCAUGGCGGGGGGAGAAACCGCCUACCUUUGCGAGAUCGUCUCUUCACACUGGCUUUCCAAGAUCUCCUCUCAUUAUUUCUGCGAAAAUGUCAUCACUGGGAUUCGAGUGAUUUUCUUUGCCCUGAUGAUCGCAUGCAACGCUGUUAUGUGGACGAUCUUCACCAAGGCUCUACGUCUUUGCACAACAACUCUCGAAGCCACCGUCAUUAACACGGCCUCCAACUUCUUUUUCACGGCCAUCUUUGGCCAGACCUUAUUCGGGGAGCAGCUGACCUUUCUCUGGUGGCUGGGGACCCUGUUCAUCCUCUUGGGACUACUCCUCAUGCACCGCGGCAGCCUCGAAGAGAAGAGGAACUUGGCUGGUCCUCAGCACAGCCGCUCACCACCCAAGCGCUACAAGUGCUCCUAAGUGUACCUUUCUGCACGCUCUCUCCAUUUCCUGAUUACUCUGGCUACUUUUAAUUCCGAGAUCGGCUAUUUAUGGAAAGAACUCAAUCUACGGCCUCCAAGCAUUCUAGAAAUACAAGGAAAAAAAGAGAAGAAGAUUAGAAUGAUACGCGUUCGGUUUCCGUAUUAGAAACAAGAUCAAACAUCGUGACACGCCUGUUUUUUGUCUUUUUUUUUGUGUGUGAUUUGGCGUUGAAACGAGAGGACGUCGUCGAAAUGCGACAGCGGCCGGUCGCGGGCAUCACUUCCCGUGUAGCAAGGGCAAAGGGACUGACCACUGGGCGGACUGAUUUUCGAAUGGAUGUGAUUUACGCGCGGGCGGCGAUCACUCGCGAUUGGCUGUCGCACGUCCGACGGCGCCCUCUGUUUUCUUCGCCCAGCCGUCGAGAUUCAUGAUCCCGUUUUACAUCGGUAGCUAAUAAUACUCCUUCCCGGCCAAAAAAAAAAAAAGUUUUGUGCGAUUGCAAAGUUUUACUUUACAGCAGAGGCACUGCUCUCUCUCCCCCCAUCGUUCUUCACACACGGCGAGGCGCUCCUCUCGCUCCCCCUUCCUCCCCUUAGUAAGCCGCCGCUGUUCUUUCUGCGGCGACGCUCUCCCUUCCCUCCUCUGGUAGCCCCUGUUGCGAAAUACCCACGUGGUCGCGCAGUGCGGCGGUGCGGACACGCUCCCUCGCCACCCCACUGCCGCCGCCCAAGUUCCGUUCCCAAGUCACUCUCCGCGCCUCUACAGGACAACUCGCGUACACGUACUUUUGCUUCUUCCACCACAGGCGCGGUCACGGGCGCCCCCGUUCCAAAAAAAACGUUCCAGCAAAAAAACAAAAACAAAAAUACACGUUUUUUUUUUUUAACAGAUGCAACAUUUUGCACAAUUGUUCUAUUAAAGCACGCACCUCCUCACACACGUCUCUGACAUCAAUUCCACUGAAAGCAAAGAACCCGCUGAAAACUGUACAGCACACUGGCCUUCAACAUGCCUUUCCACAGUACGUAGCAGCUACCGCUGUCAAUCGCAGCACACUUUGUCUGGUCGUUUGCAUUUUUAAUCGGGAAAUCGGACGCAUGCCUAUCUAAAUUUGGGUUUCCUAGAACACUUGGAAGGCCGCAGAUUGAGUUAUGACCAUAAAUAGACGAUCUAAGAAACCACUUCAGUGCCCGUUUAACUGGAUUUCCCUGCUUCACGGAUCUUUAUCUCUCCUCCUCCUCCCCCCCCCCCUCCCCCCCCCCCCCCCCCCCCCCCCACCCCCCCCCCCCCCCGCCCUCAACUUUAUAAACCCUGCUUCCAUAAAAAGGUAAAAGGCACAUACAUUUUCGAUGACAAUGUCUUGUAUAUAAGCGACGUGAGCAUGCGAAUGAUUCGUGAGUCUUUAUAAGGCUUUGGGCAUGUAGGUCAGUAAGUAGAUUUUUAGUUUUUUUAAUGGCCGGUGUGUGCACCUCACGUGUCACAUAUGGAUGUCGAACGGACGCUUCAGGGUUGCGCCAGACGAUCGAGCAGUCAGUGUAGCAACCCCCAGGUAGAUUAGGAGUAAAUGGUAUCUUGAGCGGCUCAGCUGACGGGUGGCGUAAAGAGCAUCAACUGUGCUUAAGCCAAUCUUUAUGUCACAACUUCCUGGGCUUUUGUGUUUGCCACCAGGUUGCAAGAAAGUUGAUGGCGUGUUUCGUUUUCGCUUGGGUUAACAUACUUCUUUCUGUCAUAAAGCUGGUCACUAUAGCUUCUACGCGAACGGAGCUUGACCUCUGAAAGUUAAUUAUGCCUGGUGUGUUUGUUCUUAGGUUUGUGUGCUCUGAUUUGAAACUUUGGCCACGUCAUUUUCAUACUGGUUGUAAUUCUGAACUACUGUGAGUGCAGAUAUGGCUGACCAUUAUUUGUGUGUAGCAGAUCAAAUGCUUGAGGGUCGUUGAUCGUGUUGCAUGUUUGGGACCUAUCAUUGAACGGAAAAAGUCAGAUUAAGCUGCGAUUUCUCAAUGCGGUAAUGGCUUUAGUUUCAGUGGUUGUAGUGCUGAAAAUAUCUGUAUAAUAAUAUCUAGUGUGUUUCACCCUAUUGUAUUCGUAUCAAAGUGUGCUAUGGAGUCACAGUUUUAUGGCGUUUGACGUUCAAUGUGCGUUGUGUUUGUUGUCAGCAUUUGUCAUUACACUUGCCUCGUGCACGAGGAGUUGUCUGUUUGUGCAUUAAAAUGUUCUGGUAUGGCCUGUGAUGAAAGUCAUUACGAGAGGAUGUUAGGCUCUGUGCUUAGCAGGUGAAACAAAUACAAAAAGAGAAAUAAGAUGCUUAGGAAUGGUAGUGAUUCGCGAGGAAAGUAAAACAUAACAUUUGUUUGUUGACCAGUGAUUGGGCAUUUCCACUGUAACUCUACAAUCGAGUUUGAAAAUAACCUGUUGCAGAAGUGACCACGCCAAAGCCAUAUAGUGUUUGUCUUUCACGGUAUACUUCUUGAGUCUGCCCCAUUCUUGUACAAUGGCAACCGCUUGCGCUCCUGUCGCUUGUAGUCACAGCUGCCAGUGGCGUUUACACUGUUCUUGUUCCCUAAAUUAUACACUCCAGAUACAUUCCAUUCCACUGUUGAGAUAACUAGAAAUAUGCACUGAUAACCAAAGAGAUGACCCACAUUAGCCGGAGGGCAAGUCACACGGAACUGAAGGGUGGUGAACUCUUUCAUUGUACGGGCGCAAAAUUCUUUGGAGUUGCCUUUCGCGACUGUUGCGCACUCCAAGUCCAAUCGCCGUCGACUUCUUUCACUUGGUCGGGAAGCACUUAUGUAUCGGGUGCUCCCCGAAGCACCGAGUGUGACUGGUGUGAGGAAAUGCACUCUUUCAAUUGGGAUGUAAUAACCUAGCUACACGGGCACCAUUAACCGCAGUUCAGUCACCUUUAACAGAAGUCACACUUAGCCAGAGUUACCACACUGUACUCUCGGACAGCUAUCUUAAAAGUGAAGAGGGCGCGUGCACAGCUUUGAUGGGCACUCAAGAUGCGGAAGUGCGCGCGCCCAUUCCUUUAACUGCAUCGUCACAGAAAGUUUGCCAAGAGUAUAGCGUGGUAACUGUGGUUAUGUUUAACUGCAGUCGGGCUUGCCCGUAGUUCGGUAUUAUACGUUGUCUAAUCAUCACUUCUGUAAUUGAUAAGUCCCGAAGCUGCCGUGAGAAAUGGACUCAUGACUGCCAAGAGAGAGCCAUCCUUGCUUAGCUAUAGACCGUUUUCGUGUGACGGUUGCCAUGUUGAAAUAUGGCGCAGUUGAGUUGGGCGUCAAAAACUAAGGUAAAGGGUUUAAACUUAACUACAAUAAAAAAAAUAUAACGAAGAAAAAAAUUGGCUGCAUAUUUGCUUAUUCUGCCAAUCGCAUGUGCGGUAGCUUUAUAGCGUGGGUGGUGUCUAGGGCAGGAUGCCCUUUAAUCUUUCAGUGCCCGGAAUGUGUGGUGCUCUUAGUUCAGGUGGUGCCUAGGGUAAGGUUUUGUAUGGAAACAGAUUAUGUCACACCAUUGUCUCUUUGUGACGCUGGGCGCGCUUCCCUUCAGCAUUACCCGCGGAGACACAACCUUUGCGAUGAAUUUUCUGGGUCAACAAGAGGGGAAGCGCGUUUUCAUGCCCUUUCACUCCUCAGUCCGCGCGCUCUUUCUACGCCACCUGUACGUUUCUGCUUCUCUUUCCCUUUCCACUCCUCUCUGCUCCUCGCGCUUUCUCACACCACCUGCUUCUGCUCCUCCCGUUCCUGCAUGCUGGGUCCGUAACUCAGUCAGCAGCGCACUCAGCUUCAACGCCGGUGUCCGAGGUUCUAUCCCUGGCACCGGUUUCCUUUUUUGUUUUUAAGAUUGUUUAGCGGUUACGGACUGACCGACCUACACUCUUCGUGCUUACGCGGCUGGUUGGUUGGUUUGCCCUAUGAAGCUAACGCUUUAAAAGUAGAACUAUUGGCACGAACCCCUUGAACUCUAUCGCAUUCCAAUCGGCAAAUAAAGUCAUUUGCUAUUUUGCCCUAACUCAGCUACGUCAAAAUUCAACGUAACGGCGCCACAAAAAAAAAAAAAAAAAAAAAAAAAAAAAAACUUUACUUUUUUUUUAAAUUUGAGGCGAGGAAGGGCCAUUCCUAGGUGAGCCAAAGUGCCACGUUGUAUGUUUAUCAGUGUGAUUGUUGCCUUUCUCCCAAUUACAUCUCGUCGCUUUCAAAUAUGUAUGCUGAUUUGAUACUGUCACGAUGUACUGAAAUGCGCUUUUGAACGUUCUUUAUGCAAUAAACGAUGCUGGUGUAGGAA